ACGGAUCCAUGUGAUGCGCUCAAAAAGCAGGACAAUACUCGCACACAAGGAAAUCAUUGGCAAAGGGGUUUGAUGGUAUAUUUCAUGCCGUGAAUAUGUCAUUUGAAUUAACAGCAAGCCUCCUGGCAAGCGCAAAGUCCGCAGCAAACCUCACAACCAGCCUCCUCACCACCUCGCAACGUCAUAUCGGGUUGGGGUUCAGCUUUCUGAUCCAGAGUCAGUCCAAGAAACGCCAAAUUCAGCAGAGGGCACGACAUACUGGCUGCUCGGAGAUAAUGUCAGUGUUGACAUCGGUCAUGGGAGCUUGUUGCUCGGGCUCGUUUGUUUGGGCAGGCAUGUUGAGAGCACCCUUAUUUAUGGCUACGUCUUCACAGGCUUUCAGCGAGGCCUCGCGAGCUAUGGUGGCUUGGGCCUCGCCGUCUCACACGCAUUGCGUGAAGAGCCGUUCUAACCGACCCCUGGCAGCCGAUGUGCCGGUCCGCGGCAUCGUGCGAUGUAUCCUCGCGGCUUAUACGCCCGUAUUGCUCCUGAGUCUAGUCUGCCUCGCAAGGAUAUGCGCGGUAGGUGGAUGAAGGCAAACGACAUGGCAAGCUGGGCCGCGUAACGCACCAGCAUAUCGGGUGCCGAACGCCCGAGCAGCCCUGCGCGCGGGUGAGGGUCACGACGAUAGGCGCCAUGUCAUGUGAAGGGUGAAACGAAACCACCAAAGCCAUUGGU
Messenger RNA from Emericellopsis atlantica, 717 nucleotides. RefSeq lists its product as uncharacterized. The coding region runs from base 96 to 572 and encodes 158 amino acids. The transcript is spliced from 2 exons. NCBI's taxonomy places the organism in Eukaryota, Fungi, Ascomycota, Sordariomycetes, Hypocreales, Bionectriaceae. The record is from RefSeq and is a predicted model, not a curated record.